AUUAAAACGAGCUAUAAUGUGGGUAUAACUUCAUGGGCCGUCUGAAAAGUAGAUGAUUUCUACGAGAGAAAUACACAUGUGAAGCGAACAACAGGAUACAUAAUAGUAUAUUGGCCUUUUCAGACAGAGUUCUAUUUCUACAUGGUCACGACAAUGUAAACGAAUAUUGGAAUCUACUUUAUCACUCUGUUCUACCGUGUUUAACGAACUCGAUUCAGAGAUAUAUAGUAAAAACAGAAAAAUACACAUUCAAGAAUGGAUUUAAGAGUUCUGUGCGUUUUAAGUGUUCUAUGUGCUACUGCCUACACAAAGAACAACGAAAGAAGAGCAGUGGGUUUUCUGUCAUUGGUUUCAACAUCAGUCGAUUUUGCCAAUUUCAUAUUUGAAAUUGUAAACGGGAAUGACGAAAAGGAAACAGCAUCUCCUGAAAAUUUGGAAAAUGCAAAAAAUGAAAUAAUCACUGCCUUCUCUGAAAAGCUAGCUGUCGUUCAGGACCAGUUGUAUGGGGGCAUAAAGGAAACGAUGUCCUUGUCAAAGAUUGAUGAAGUCAACUACAAGAUUCAGAGUGUUCUUCUCGAUUUAAGAGCAUAUUUAUUAGCGAAUGAAAGUGAAAAGAUCAUAGAAAAAGAACGAUUUGAAACGCAAGCCUCAUUGAUUAUCGCAGAUAUUCGAAGCCUCCCGUCACGUUUAGAAACGUCCCUUGCGAAUGCAGAUGUAUCUCUGUUAGAAUUAAUGGCUGCUAAUUCUAAAUGCAAUAUGUCUGGUAUUAAGGAAUUCAAGGAUUUAUUUUUCAAUCUAACACAAACUGGGAUAAUUAUUGAGCUUUCAUACAAGAAAUUAAAGCAAAACAGUCUUGUUACAGAGUCGGAAUGGUGGGACAGGCAGGUUCGACAAAUGAUAGAUUCUUUUGAAAAAGAAGACUCAAGGUGUAAAAGUAGAUUCCUUAUAUUUCUUAGAGGCGACAUGGAGACACUCGACAAUGUCAAAGAGUUAUCAAAUACAAUGCACCAGAAGUAUGUUUGGUACUUUAUUGAUGUAUUUAUCUUGCAACAAAAUAAUGGCGGAGAAGAAAUCUACAUUGAGGGCAAUGAGACAAAUAUGAUGACUAUGAGUGUAAACGGUCUUCGGAAAUACGUUAUAUAUGUAGACAAACAAACCAGACGUAAUGAUAUCAAGUGUAUUUUAUUAAAGACAAAUAUGCAGACACCGCUUAACGAAACAUUUAUUCUUGACAGAGACACCCCUGUACCUGGCUUUGUUUCGACAACUGAAGGGAACUUCAAAAAGACAACGUUCUUGUACGAUGAAACAGACGAAACAAGGUCCUGUCAUCCGGAGACUGUUCCAGUAGAUACGGUGAAGGAUCAAAACAAUAAAGACGAUGAAUCAAAGAAAGGAUUGGGUGCCGGUGAAAUUGUUGGCAUUGUUCUUGGCUCACUGGUAUUUCUCGUAGUGGUGGUGUCUUGGUGUUGCUUUAUAGCUCGUUGAUAACGAGUAUUUGUACAAAGUUAAGUAACGAAGAAGCCGUACAUGUAUAAAAAGACUCUGUGUGUUAGAAUGAAUAAAAAGACAACGAGUUUUAUUUUCCAAACUAUAUAUUUUUAAGUUGUAUUGUAUUAUUUAUUUCUUUCUUUUAAUUGAUAUACAUGUGUGUUUGUUUGUUUGUUUUUGUUCUAAAUUGUUGUAUUAUUAACGGCGAGUUACAACACCGAUACAAGAUUGUUUAGUUGCAUACUAGUCCAUGUAGUUUCCCUCUUGUACUUACAUUUCCCUUUUUCUGUGAAAUAAAAAAUACGACUUUAUAACUAG
Messenger RNA from Mya arenaria, 1809 nucleotides. RefSeq lists its product as uncharacterized. Lineage: Eukaryota; Metazoa; Mollusca; Bivalvia; Myida; Myidae. The transcript has 4 exons. Bases 256 to 1488 code for a protein of 410 amino acids. The record is from RefSeq and is a predicted model, not a curated record.